AUGCUGGCCCUACGAUCAUGUCGUGCUUCUAGCAAACUGGCAAGAAGCACAUGUCAACGAUCUUCUUCAUCGUAUAGGACAGUCAAGGAGUUUGACGUCGUCUUCCUGCGCCAGCAGGGCGUCAAGUUUCCCAAGUGGCACCUCACGGCGCCCAUCCGGCGCGACAGCCGCGUCCGGCUCUCCUACGGCGCGUCCGUCGCGGCGUCCGACCUGCUCGGCAAGCAGAUCCUGGAGCGGACCGUCGACGACAAGGGCAACGCCGUCGCGAUCCACGAGCCGACUCUGGCGAGCUACAUUGUCAACAGCGACAGAGCAGCGACGCCGAUAUAUCCCAGUGAUGCCGAGACCAUCGUGUCGCUGCUGGACCUCAACCUGACUCGCCCCGGCGAAGAAGCCGACGAGGACGACGACGGCGCCCCCUUUGAAGUCUUCGAGGCCGGCACCGGCAUGGGCAGCCUGAGCCUGCACAUUGCGCGCGCCCUGCACGCCGCCAACCCGCCCGUGCCCGCCGCGCUGCGCCACCUCCUCCGCAGCAGCCCCCUGGCGCGCAGCGUCGCCGCCUCGGGCGGCGUGCUCGAGCUCUCGGCCGGCGACGCCGCGCUGCUGUCCGCGUACAGGUCCUCGCGGCGCGCCGUGCUGCAGACGCUCGACCGCAGCGGCAAGCACACGCGCGCCGCGUACAAGCUCGUACGGCACUUUCGCCGCGCGCAGUACCUCGCCGACGUCGACUUCCACGUCGGCGCCGUCGACGCCUACGUCGGCGAGCGGCUCGCGGCGUCGGGCGGCCGGCCCGUCUUUGCGCGCGCGGUGCUGGACCUGCCGGCCGCGCACAGGCACGCGGCGGCGCUGGUCCGCGCGCUGCACCCCAACGCGGUGCUGGUCGUCUUCAGCCCGUCCGUCAGCCAGAUUGCCGAGUUUCAGGCCUGGGCGCUGGAGAGCGAGGGCGCGGGCCUGCAGCUGGAGAAGGUUCUGGAGCUACCGACGACGUCGACGGCCGACGGCGUGCGCGACGGCGGCUGCGGCGGCCGGCACUGGGACGUCAAGAUUGUCAAGCCCAAGCCCGCGCCCCCGGGGGAGGGCGAGGAGACGCUGCCCGGCGCGGAUGUGGCAGAGGAUGAUGGAUCGGCUGCGGUGGAGGAGCGCGAACCGGUCGUCGUCAUGCGGCCCAAGGUCGGCGGGCGUGUCGCCGGCGGUGGCUUCAUUGCCGUGUAUCGCAAGUGGCCUGCGGGAACGAGCCGCCAGCAACAGCCUGAAGGGCUCGGGACAGAAGCAGAGGCGUGA
Molecule: messenger RNA, 1281 nt
Organism: Akanthomyces muscarius
Lineage: Eukaryota; Fungi; Ascomycota; Sordariomycetes; Hypocreales; Cordycipitaceae
Exons: 3
Coding region: 1-1281 (426 amino acids)
Biological process (GO): tRNA methylation
Cellular component (GO): tRNA (m1A) methyltransferase complex
Source: RefSeq, a predicted model, not a curated record